UUAAAAGAGUGACCGCCACGCCCCUCUACGAAGUUUUAUUGCGGAAGAAGUUCUGUCGUUUCCCCCAAUAGUUGAUGUUACCGUUGAUCAUACCGUAAACUCCUUGCACCGAAACAAGAAUACUUUGCUAUAGGCCUUAUCGAGAGAGAUCGGCCAACUUGUUUAAUCGCUCGGGCGGUAAAUGGUGGCAUGGAAGUAUUUGGUGAACGCAUCUGCCAUCACUUUUGAGAAACUAACCUGUCUGACUUCUACUUUGAAAAUGGACACGAACCCUCGUCCCCAGGAGGUCCUCGACUCGUAUGAUGACACCCACCGUCCGAAGCGGCGCUGGCCACUUGUGCUGCUGUCCUCCGUUUGCUCCGCGGUCGUUGUGUUUGCGGCUGGUGUGAUUUGUGCACUGUUGUACACGAUCCUCAGAGAGCUGCGGGCUGAGCGAGUGAGAGUCGACGACGGCACUGAGGUCAGCAUGCUAGGAUUCUGGAGUAUCCUAGUGUUGUCUGCGAUAGCCGGCUGCAUCUGUUGUGUUUUCUCGUUGAGCCUCACCUACAUGGACUCCUACACACCUGGCCAGUCCAACUUCAGGCGUUCCACCGGGCGGUCCUUCCACGUGGGCUACGCAGUGGCGCUCUUGAACGGCUUCAUGGCCUCUCUGGCGGCGGGCUGGACUCUGAGUUAAUAGCAGUCGGCCCCGUUCCUCUCAUUCUACAGCCCUGAACUCCUCUGCUAGCAUGCAGGGCUGUCAGUCCGGGAAACAGGGAUAUGCUCAUUGCCUUCAAUGUUUAUUUGUGAAUAUACUAAAUAGACGAGAAGUGUCAAAAUCUAUUGGAGAUCUUAUCAAAUGCUUGAGAUAGACCGUUUGGGUUCAUUUGUAUUUUGGUUUUGUUUUAGCGUCAAGCUCGAUUUUGAGGGAAAGAAAUGCAUGAGGUCAUCUCGCUCUUCAGUUUGGGUGGAGCAGAAUGGAUGUAUGAUCAGUGGUUGUAUGUCAGCCAUGGUUUAUUGAAUUAAAGGAGAAUCUUUUUUUAUUAUCUAAACAAAAUGCUGUUUUGAAUGAACUGACAUUUAUAAAGAUACGCUCGAAAUGCCAUCCGAUAGUACCCCAGAUAUUAAUUAUGCACCUGUGGUAAAUAUUAAACAAAAAUUGAAGUUACAAAUGGAGCCUGGAGUUACAAAUUAAAACGUUUAAAGUGCCAAAUCAUACAAUUAUUAGCCAAUGGACCUUUAAAAUGACAGGGUUGGUCAUCCUGCCUAUGGAUUCAAACUCAAACAAUUUGAGGUUUAAAUGUUGCUGGUGGGAAAUUGCAGAGGUAUUUCCAUAAUAGCAUUAGCAUAAUGCAAACGUCAUAAGGAUUCAUAUAGGGUAAUUUCUGUGUGUUUGGUACUUGGUAGGACAGUUUCUAAAAUGGUUAUUCACUGCAACUCUGUCCUCAGAAAUGUGGACCUCGAUCUCUUCAGAAUCCAUGGAGUGAUUAAAAUGUAUUUUACCUCCUUAAUUCCGGAGAAGAUAUAAACGCAGGGAAUGAUUACGAACCACGACUGGCUACAACAUAAGGAUUUAUUUUUAUUCAGACUUCAUUACAAGUUAAUCAGAGCUGUGUCUUGAGAGGAAUAGAUCGACUGUACACAACAAGCAUCAAGAACACAUUUAAAUAAAGGCGAGGCUCCAACUCUGCGUA
Messenger RNA from Gadus macrocephalus (Pacific cod), 1673 nucleotides. RefSeq names its product ADP-ribosylation factor-like 6 interacting protein 6 (gene arl6ip6). Bases 182 to 676 code for a protein of 164 amino acids. The record is from RefSeq and is a predicted model, not a curated record. The transcript is spliced from 4 exons. NCBI's taxonomy places the organism in Eukaryota, Metazoa, Chordata, Actinopteri, Gadiformes, Gadidae.